Molecule: messenger RNA, 1212 nt
Organism: Trichoderma atroviride IMI 206040
Lineage: Eukaryota; Fungi; Ascomycota; Sordariomycetes; Hypocreales; Hypocreaceae
Source: RefSeq, a predicted model, not a curated record
AUGCCUCGUCCAACACUUCCCCCUACUCCUGGCUCGUCGUCCGAUAUCAGGGGCAAGGAUGGCAUCCAGCAGCUCUCCUCUCUCCAACUAGCCUUUGAGCUGCCCCCGCCGGCCAUUCACGAUGCCGAUGCCUCACGCAUCUCACCAGUCGACUCCAAGCGCUCGCCCACAAGCCUAGGCCUGGACACUGCCACAUCGCCCAAGACGCGUUAUCCCAUGCAGGCGGCCGAGACGGUCAAGUCCCGAAGACGCUCGUCCGCCGCAACAAAUAAAGAGGCCAAGGAGACCACGUUUGCCCUGCCCCCUCCCCCCACGCGCUCCAGGAAGAUUAUCCAGAUGAAGCCCCGAAGCCAGGAAUCCAGCGGGAGCUCGGCUUCCACAAAGGAAACGGCCAAGGCGGGCGGCAAGGCGGCGGCCAGCAGCGCCAAGAACUCGGCUCCCGGCUCCGAAUCCGGGGCCGGCGCCGGGAGUGCCUCGGCCAGGAGCGAAUCGAAGAAGAAGCAGCCCAGCGCAACCAGCGCUGCCGGGCGCAAAAUCGCAAGAAAGACUGCCCAUAGCCUGAUUGAGAGGCGAAGACGGAGCAAGAUGAAUGAGGAGUUUGCACUGCUGAAGAGCAUGAUCCCGGCGUGCACCGGCGAGAUGCACAAGCUGGCCAUUUUACAGGCUUCGAUCGAGUAUGUCCGCUACCUAGAGGACUGCGUCGCCAAGUUAAAGGCCCAGCAAGAACAGUCUCUGCAGAACCAGCCAGAGGCUUCACAUAGCCCCCUACCUCCUAUUCGCGAAUUCCACCCAACCUUCCGGGAAGAUCCGUCCGCAGAUGUCGAAAUGACUGAUUCCGAGGCUCCAUCUCCCAUCUUUGCUCCCCAACGGCCUUCAGUCUCACCUGCGCUCUACGCUCAGGACUCUCGGCAUCGCCAGCACUCAUACUCGUCGGUUUCCACCGACCAGAGACACUACAGCUACAGUGGGUCAACCACAACAUCUCCCGCCUUUGGGCCUCAGACGUUUGUCAACAACAACAUUGCGUCUUACACGCACAGCAGCACUUCUGCUUCUGGGUCAACGUUGACGAGUCCCGCGUUACUUCCGCAGAGUGACCUCGACCAAGAGGCUACUGCGGCGUUGUUGAUGCUCAAUAGCGACAGGCGGGGGACGACGAGUAGCAACAAUAACGGACGAGCACUGUCUGUGCGAGAUUUGUUAAGCUCAUAG